AUGGAAAACUCAAAAGAGCGCUUCUCCCCGCCAUCAGUCAAAGAAAGCAUCAACCAUGGUGAUUUCACUUCACUGAGCAAUGUCAGAGGUUCUCCUGAGGAAAAAUUGAAACAACUUAAUGAAAUACGGGCCAGACGUCUUAGCCAAUCAGUAAAUUCCCCAUAUCGUCUAGAAGAUAUAUGCAACAGAAUUCCAGAGAGUUUAGAUGGGAUAGAUAUUGAAAGCACAGGAUUCCAUCGAGGCUGUUAUCAAAAUUUUACAAAAAACCUUGACCGCCUUACUAACGAAGAUGUUGCUCACGACGAAACAGAAACAAAACAUCGUUCUCCUAGAAGACCCUCCCUUCAUGAAAACACCUCAAAGUUUCCCAAAACAUGUAUCUUUUGUGAAAAACUAGAACAUAAGCACAAAGGAAAAACUGAGCGGUGCACCAAAUUUGCAGUUUUCAAAGAGAAAAAUGUUACCUUGGAGCCAACAUGGGCACAAGUAGAAUCAAGGGCAUUAGCUCUGGGAGACAACCGUCUAUUCCGGUUGGUCCAAGGGCAAGACUUAUUUGCCAGGGAAGCACAGUUCCAUCCUUCCUGUCGCAAAUCGUUCAAUUUGAGAUUCCUGAAUUACCAGACAAGACGUACUAAAAUUGAACUUGAAGGAAAAUCUACUGCAACAGCAGAUGAAUGUAAAUCGCUUGCUCACGAAAAAGCCUUCAAUGUUGUCUUAUCACAUAUUCAAGAUCAUGUCAUUUCUCAAAAAGAAGUUCUUGAACUCUCCAAACUGCGAUGUAUUUACACAAAGGAACUAGAGAAGAACGGAUUUGCAAAUCAUAAUUUCAGGGGAGAAAAAUUGAAGACGCGAAUUCAAAAUCAUGAGAUGGGCCAAGCUAUUGCCUUUACUAAUGUUCACUUAGAUGGUGACGGUUGUAUCACUCAUAACCUCGUCUAUAGUGCUGAUAUAUCUGCUGCUGACGCUGUAGCUCAUGCAUAUAAACUUGGCUCUGCAGAUAACUACAAAGAUGUUGCUCUUCAACUCCGAAGUCUUAUUAACCAAGCAUUUAAAAGGUCUAUUCCCCUUCCUUGGCCGCCAAUGGUAGAUGACCUAGAUGUUGAUGUGGCCGAUGAUGUUUUACCAACAGAUCUCAAGAAAUUCCUCAACUUAGUCAUUUCUGGAAAGUCGGAUUCCGAUUGUGAGAGAACAAAUCGCAUUGUUAGCUCUAUUUGUCAGAUCGUUACAGGGGAGGGAAAUAGCGUGUUUCAUCUUGAAUGGGAUAAUAUGAACAAAACGUUAACCAAUAUACAUGGUUCCAAUGUUGUAAAUAGCACAGCCGGUAUAAUGAUUCAAGAGGUAAAACCUGGUUUUGAGGACGAAAAAAUGGACCGAACUCUCCCUCUCUUCAAGAGGGAUAUGGCACGAUCUAUGGAAGUUGAAACCCCUGAGACCCUUCCACCACUACAUCUAUACAAUCGUGUGGGUCCAAAGCUACCUGAUGGAGCACUGUUUGCUGCCCCACCCCAAAACUCUGCUAUGUUUGUUAAAUGUCUGAAAGAGUAUGAAGUAUGGUUACUUGCGAGGAUCGUCGGAAGCCAUGGUGUAAAACAGUAUGUACCAGGAUUUGGAGGCUUUAUUUCUGCUACUGGAUCACAGCCACCGAGAAAGUCAACAAUAGAGUACCUAACUCCAAUCCAUGAGCCUUUCACCGAAUAUUCAGUCAUCAAAGAACUUAUCAAGAGAUCUGAAGAAGCAACCAAAGAAGUAGGUCAGCAGUAUGUGAUAACUACAUUUGACCUUGGUGGAAGUAUGAAGGCCCUCCCGCUUAUGUGGAAGUUCCCAGAUGAAUAUAAGAAUCAUGUCUCCCUUAUUGGCCCAUUCCAUACUGGAAUGAAUCACUUAGGAAUGCUAACAGGGAAAAAAUGUCGGGGAUCUGGAUAUGCCGAGAUACUAAUAGAGGCUGGACUUGUAACCACCGGAUGUCUAAAGAAUGUUCUGAAGGGAAAAGCAUACGCAAAAGCAUUGUUUUGCCUUAAAACUGUUACUGAAGCAAUGGAGCGACUGAUGUUUGAGAAGUUUAUCGAAGAUGAAGAAAUAGAUGCCGUCAACCCUCUUCUAUUUGCUAGCCUUGCCCAAGAAUGUAGUCGUGAAAAUCUCAACAGGACUUUGGCAGACCCUUCAACAACUGCAAUCCUGAUGAAGUACGAAAGUUACCAAGACAAAAUACGCGCUGGACAUCUUGGCAAGACUGCAAAAUUUUGGCUCAGUGUUAUCGACCAAGCUCAUUUAAACUUGAUGCUCCAGUACUCGGUUAAGACCAAUAACCUACUGCUAUUUCACAAAUGUAAUGCAGAAAUGGCCAAAUUAUUUUUUGCAUUUGAUGGGCCAAACUACUCAAGGUAUUUGGUUUGGUUUGACGUAUUCUUAAUCAAUAUCGAAAAGUCUCACCCUGGGGCCAAGACGUUGCUUGAGAAUGGUGGUAUUGCUGCCCUCCAAUACAGGGAACAGAGUGAUCUAGCUUUCAUGCUCUUGGUAAAAUCUCAACUGUUGGAGGAGCCCAUCGACUUGGAUGAGCUAAKGACAUACUCAUUAACACCAGUUCCACACAGUCUUGGCACUCCCGAUGGUUUCUUGAAUAAGACCAAUAAAGCUAGUGUUCUCCAUUAUCUUACCGAUGAGUAUAAUGACGAUAUAGCCUAUCCCUCCAACAAKUGUAUAUUCAUUCAAGAUGGCAAUGCUCUUUUCCAUUCGCUAAAUAACCUUCCACCAACAUUUGGAGAGGUUUGUCUUCAAAUUAUAGAUCAAAUGGUAGCGAAGAGGGAUUUUAUAUUUUCUACAGAUAGCUAUCACGAGUAUUCCAUUAAAAGUCAGGAACGAUUACGACGAGGCACCUCUCCAAGAUACAUAGUAGAUGGACCUGCUACCAGAAAGCCCGCUGAUUUCAAGCUCUUCUUGGUAAACGACUCCAAUAAGAUACAAUUUUGUAAACUACUUCURCGAGUAUGGGGUAGCAUUGAUGCAGUAAGUCGCCUUGAGAAAUGUGGUCUUGGCAUUCUUGUUGUGGAGGGAAAAGMCUAUCGUUGCGAGUCAUUAAAUGGCUGUGUUUCGACACAUGAAAUCCAUGAACUAGCCUCAAAUCAGGAGGAAACAGACACGCGGGUCAUCCUCUACUUGAAUUAUGCUUCAAAGCUGGGAUAUGAAUCGGCUGUGGUUCGAUCUCCCGACACAGAUAUUUUAUGCAUACUUAUGCACCACGCGGCAUCCCUUCAUAUCACUGUAUACCUGGAUAUCGGAACAGGAAAAMACCGCAAAAUGUUAAAUGUCAGUGAGCUUGCCGACACCAAUGGGAGUUCAUUCUGCUCAACCUUACUGGGAAUGUACGUAUUUACAGGCGAGGAUUCCACAAGCGCGUUCAAAGGCAAAGGAAAGGUUGGUCCCCUGAAGAAACUUCAAAAGAAUCAAAAGUACCAAAAUGCUUUUAGAAACCUGGGAGAAGAAUGGGAAAUUGAAGRCCAAACCAUAGCAGACAUCGAAGCCUUUACAUGCCUCAUGUAUGGUUACCCAAGASAGUCCUCAGUAAACAUGGUUAGAAGCAUCAUGCUAAAGAAAAUGGUCGGGGAGAAUGAACGAUUAACUACCAAGUCAAAAGUAGAUAUCUCUCGCCUUCCACUAUGCCUCAUCCCACACCUCCAACGCGUCAACCACAGAGUUGCAAACUACAAAAGGGCAGCUCAACCUAUUUUUUGGAAACCAUAUCCUUUCCAUGAUGACCAGGGCUGGGAGAAGAAUGAGAAUGGUAUGUUGGAGCCUGUAUGGUGCAGAGGCCCAAUACUUCCAAUCGCACUUGUGGAUUUAGUUGAGGUCACAGAAGAAGAACAAGAAGAAGAAAAAGAAGAAGAUAGUAUCGAUUUUGAAGAUGGCUUUAGCGAUGAUGACGAGUAG
Molecule: messenger RNA, 3924 nt
Organism: Exaiptasia diaphana
Lineage: Eukaryota; Metazoa; Cnidaria; Anthozoa; Actiniaria; Aiptasiidae
Exons: 7
Coding region: 1-3924 (1307 amino acids)
Source: RefSeq, a predicted model, not a curated record